Molecule: messenger RNA, 9228 nt
Organism: Chelonia mydas (Green sea turtle)
Lineage: Eukaryota; Metazoa; Chordata; Testudines; Cheloniidae
Product: NACHT, LRR and PYD domains-containing protein 3
Exons: 13
Coding region: 129-3569 (1146 amino acids)
Cellular component (GO): cytoplasm
Molecular function (GO): protein binding
Source: RefSeq, a predicted model, not a curated record
GUCUAGGGUUUUUUUUUGGAUGUCUGUGUUUGAACACAAACAAGACUGAGAGAAACAGAUCAAACCAGGGCCAUCAGAUGAUGUUUGUGUGAACUUUCUGACUAACACUUCUCUCUUGGUGCCCAGUGAUGGGAAACCAAAGCAGCAGAAUCAGUGACCUGCUCUUACGAGCCCUCGACAACCUUUCUCAGGAAAACUUGAAAAAAUUUAAAGACAAACUAUCAUAUUCUGACUUUGAGAGGAAAGGUACCAUCCCCCGAGGUCGGCUGGAGAAUGCCGACAGGAUAGAUACGAAGAACCUCCUGAUGGAAUUCUAUGGUGGAGAGGCUGCAGUAGAUGUGACCAUAGAGGUUUUCACUCAGAUCGACCUCCGAGAUUCUGCUGCAAAACUCAGAGAAGAAAGAGAGAAAGAGUUUCAUCAGAGUCAAAACCCAUCAGAGUUGUCGGCAAAAGGUUACAAGAAGAAGUAUAAAGAAGAUAUUAAAAAGAAAUACAAGCUAAUAAAAGAUAUGAACAGUCGUUUUGGUGACAAUGUGAUUCUAAACAGAAGAUACACAAACCUCACUAUUGUAGACAGACCUCGUCAGGCAAAGGAGAGAGAACAUGAAAUAAUGGCUGUAGGAUGGAGACAUGCAGAAAUCAUGACUGAACGAGCUAGUUCUGCAAUGACACUGGCCACCCUAUAUAAACCUGAUAAAGAUGGACAAACACCACAAGUCGUUGUGCUGCUGGGAGCUGCAGGGAUUGGGAAAACAAUGACUGCAAGAAAGAUCAUGUAUGAUUGGGCAGCUGGGGAACUUUAUAAGAAAAAGUUUGAUUAUGUUUUCUACAUAAACUGUAGGCAAAUGAACCUUCUUAAUGAGCAGGGAAGUGUGGCUGACAUGAUUUUUAAAAAUUGGCGUAAUACAAAUGCACCAGUUAACCACAUUCUGGUGAAGCCAGAAAAACUUAUGUUUAUAAUAGAUGGGUUUGAUGAACUGAGAUUUUCCUUUGAUCAGCCUAAAGAUAAUCUGUGCACUGAUCCCUGGGAGAAGAAGUCAAUGGAAAUCAUCCUGAGCAGUUUAUUUAGGAGAACAGUUGUUCCUGAAUCCUACCUGAUGAUCACUACAAGGCCAGCUGCUCUGGAGAAACUCGGGCAGUGUUUGGAGUGUUCACGUUAUGCAGAGAUCCUGGGGUUUUCUGAAGCUGAGAGGGAGGAAUAUUUCCACAAGUUCUUUGAAAAUGAGAGAGAAGCAAGACAAGCUUUACGAUCUGUGAAAGCAAAUGAAAUUCUUUUCACCAUGUGCUUUGUCCCCUUCGUAUGUUGGAUCAUCUGCACGGUUCUGAAACAAGAGCUUGAAAAAGGUGAGAAUCUGACACAAACUUCAAAAACGGUCACUGGCGUGUAUAUGCUUUACCUUUCCAGUUUAGUCAAGCCUCUCGGCAACAAUACGAAGCAACACUUACAUGGAAAUCUGAGGGGACUUUGCUCCUUGGCUGCUGAUGGAAUCUGGAAGCAAAAGAUACUGUUUGAGGAAGAAGAAAUCAAGAAGUUUGGCUUAGAUCAAGAAAACUCUCUCCCCCUCUUUUUGAAUGAGAAUAUUUUUCAAAAAGAAACUGACUGUGAAUGUCUCUACAGCUUCAUUCACUUAAGUUUUCAGGAGUUUUUCGCAGCUAUGUCCUAUGUCCUAGAGGAAGAUGAAACAACAACAGCUUCAGGGAUUCCCAAGAAAGAUGUGAAAACUUUGUUAGAAAACUAUGGAAACUCUAAAAAUUAUUUAAUGUUAACAGUGCGAUUCCUGUUCGGGCUCUUAAAUGAAGAAAGAAUGAAGGACCUGCAGAAAAAAAUUGGGUGUAAAUUUUCACCUAAAAUUAAGGCAGAUUUACUGAAGUGGGUUCAAGUAAACCAACAAACAGAUUUAACCUUGCCCCGUGUUCAUGAGGGGAUUUAUCAAAGUUAUCAGCUUGAGUUGUUUCACUGUGUGUAUGAGAUGUAUGAAGAAGAUUUUGCAGUUAAUGCAUUGGCUCACUUCACUGAACUGAAGUUAAAUCACAAUAAAUUUACUCAGAUGGAUCAAAGGGCUCUUUCAUUCUGUGUAAAGCAUUGUCGUAGUCUGGAGUCACUUUGUAUGUAUGACUGUACAUUUAGCUUAGAAGACCAUGAGGAAGAACUCCCUAGACGACAAAAGUGGCUACAUCAGAAAAACCAUCAGGAUAAGCCAAAGCAUUCGCCUAUUUACCUGGUCUGUCAAGCACUGAAGGAUCCAAACUGUAAAUUAAAGAAACUAGAGUUUUGUGAUUGCCAUUUGACAGCUGCUUGCUGUGAGGAUCUCUCCUCUCUUCUUGGUAGCAAACAGACCUUGGUCGAGUUGCACCUGGCAGGAAACAACCUGGAAGAAUCAGGAGUGCAGCUGCUGUGUGAGGGACUGAAGCAUGCGAACUGCAAACUGCAGACACUGAGAUUGAAGGCUUGUAAACUCUCAGCUGCUUGUUGUGGGGAGCUCUCUUCUGCUCUCAGCAACAACCAGUUGCUGACAGAUCUGGACCUGAGUGAUAAUCAACUGGGAGCCAUGGGAAUGCAGCUGCUGUGUGAAGGACUGAAACAGCCAAACUGCAAACUGCAGAGAUUAGUGUUGAGAUGUUGCGAUCUCACAGGUUCUUGCUGUGGGGAUCUCUCCACUGUUCUCAGCACCAGCCAGAGCCUGACAGAGCUGGACCUCAGUUAUAAUUUUUCUCUGGGAGAUGUUGGAGUUCAGCUGCUGUGUGAGGGACUGAAACAUCCAAACUGCAAAUUACAGAUACUGGGGAUGGAGUGGUGCAGACUCUCAGCUGCAUGUUGUGGGUUUCUCUCCUCUGCUCUCGGCACCAGCCAGGCCCUGGCAGAACUGAACCUUUGGGGGACGAAGCUGGGAGAUUCAGGACUGCAGCUGCUGUGUGAAGGACUGAGACAUCCCAACUGCAAACUGCAGAAAAUACUGCUGGGGAGUUGCAGCCUCACAGCCGCUUGCUGUGGGGAUCUCUCCACUAUUCUCAGCACCAGCCAGAGCCUGACAGUGCUGGAACUGGCGGAUAACAAACUGGGAGAUUCAGGCGCGCAGCUGCUGUGUGAGGGACUGAAACAUCCAGACUGCAAACUGCAGAAAUUAAUACUGGGGUAUUGUGAUCUCACAGUUGCUUGCUGCGGGGAUCUGUCCUCUGUUCUCAGCACCAGCCAGACCCUGACAGAGCUCGGCGUAAAGUGGAACAACCUAGGAGAUUCAGGAGUGCAGCUGCUGUGUGAAGGAUUAAAACAUACAAACUGCAAAUUACAGAAACUGCAACUGAGUGGUUGCCAUUUCACAGCUGCUUGUUGUGGGGAUCUUGCCUCUGCUCUCAGCACCAACCAGACGCUGACAGAGCUGAUCCUGGGAGAGAAAACAAUGGACAACUCAGGUGUGAAACAGUUGUGUGAAGGACUGAAACACCCAAACUGCAAACUGCAGAAACUGGGUUUGAGCAGUGUCAAUGUAAAUGAAGAAACAGAGAGAGAGCUAGAUGCUGUGAAAAAGAGAAAACCUGAUAUGGUCAUACGUAUAUGGAAGGAUUGGUGAGCAGGAGCCAUUGCACCGACACCGCUCUGGCCUGGCUCUCGUCCUGCUAGCUGGGACAGCAGCUAGGGAUGGGACCUGCCUCUUUUAAGGCAUCUCUGCCAUCACCAAGGACUCCGGAUGUAUAUUCUCCUGACUGGUGUAAAGAGUGAGAACCUCACAAUAUGGGGAAAAAUAUGCUCCCAUUCUGUGAGCUUGUUGAAUUUACACAUUCAGCCUCCAUAGGCACAGGGUUGGAAGAGACUGUCAGGGUUGUGAGACCCAAAGACUUAUUAUGUGGAGCUGGUUAAGCUUUUAGGUUCACCCAAUUAUAUCUGCGCACAUCCUCAAGGUUGUAGACCCAUGUUGCUUAUUGAAAGAAAUGUUGUUUGGUAUCAGUUUUAUAAAUUGUAUUUAAACUAUUACACCAACAAACUGUAUCACCAAAGAGAAGCUACUAAUCGUACUACGAAACUAAAUGACGCUUAGCGCAAUGCAACUACCCAACCAAAAUCAAACCCCAAUUAAAUUAGUCUCAAUGUUGGAUCAAAAUUAUGUCACCAAAUUAGUUACCUCAUCAGAUUAAUAAGAACUGAUUAUUUGUUCUAUUAAUCCUAAGAAGGGAUCUAAGAAGGUGACUGUUUUAGGUAUGAAUCCCAACUAAAGAAUUUUACUCAAUCAAUUAAAUGUAUAACUUGGUGCUGGUUAACUAUCUUAAUACUGUAGGCAGUUUAUUAUUUAAUGUCUGAACCACAAGCUCAGAGCCGAUUACAAAAGCUUCCUCCUGACAUUUCAGUGUGUGGUGGUGAAAACUUUCCUCACCACACCCAGAGCUGUUACAGUUCAGGCUUUAAAAAAAACACACUCUGAUAAGCAGAAGUUUGACAUCUCUUAUUUAGCAAUUUACAGCGGACAGCUUUGUUUCUCAGGCCUUAAACACACACAGCACAGAACAUACUUCAGCAUAUGUCUUUGAGACUGUUUUAGGGCUACUUAUAUCUGGGAAACUUUCUUUAAGGCGUCUUCCUGAUGUGGAUUCAACAGGUGCUCAUACGCACAUGCUGCAUGCAUGUACAAAACCACGCUUCCACACCAUCAGAUUAGAGAAUAAAAACACAACCAAGACAAAAAUAGAAAAAAAGGGGAAAAAUAAGACAUUUAAGAUGAUGGGGGGGAGUGGUUGUGAACACUUCAGUGCUCGCAGUUGUCUGGAUUCUCAUCUCUUAGAAGCUGGAACUGCUGUUAAGGAGCCUGACAGUGAUGUUGAUGGCACAGCACUUCUCCUAGAGUGAUAUUACUGGGUGCAGGGAGACUGGUGAAAGCCUGGCAUAGCCGGUUUGUUGAUGUCUGGACUUCUUCUCCCCAAGGUGAGGGAUCCCACAUGUUCUGCAAUGCCCAUUUUCCCUCAGGUGGCUUGUUGACCUGAAAGGUGAGGCUUCUUAGCCUUAUCCUGGGUUCUGAAGUUUGCAAAUUUUAUGUAUUCUACCUCGCAGCACCUCCCGUGAAGGCCUUUGGACAAAUCACAUGCAAGAAGUUGAACAGAUUCCCCCAUUAAUUCCCCUCUUCUUGCUCCUAUUGUAGUUUCCCCCAACAUUAGCCCUCUAAUAAGGUCAUCUGUUUUUUUAAUGAUCUGUGGGCUUUUGUCACCUGCCCCCUUUGCACCUAGUUUAAAGCCAUCCUCCUGGGUUGGCGAGUCGGUGCAUGAAGAUGCUGUUCCCCUUCUUGGUCAGAUGGGCCCAUCUCUUCCAAGGAGACCUUACUAUGAGAACAGCAUUCCGUAGUCGAGGAAGCCAAAGUCCUCCCAUCCACACAAUCUGCAUAGCCAUGUAGACAAGCCCUAUGAUGCUAGUUCAUAACCUCCUUAUAUCUGCUGUUUCCAUUUCUCAAUGUAAUCGUUAUGGUUCCCAGGUGCGGAGUCAGCAUUUAUAGGUAAACAAAACGUGAUGUCAAUGCGGUGAACUUUGGGGAAAUGUGGUGAACUUCAAUAGAAUACUGUUAUGCUGGAAGGCGUUAAUGCCUGCCAGCAAGCAUGUCUUUGAUCUGUAGGCAAAGACUUCUGUGAAACUGGGAGGUGUGCUAGUCGCCCUUCCUUCAGGGCGAAUGGAAGGAAUUAUGGCGUAAGACAGGCAAAACGGACGACACUGCUCAAGACCCUGAACCACAAGGGACAGACUGAGCGAGAACUAACUCAGAGAGAAUAAGAUGGGUUUCCUGUACACUUAUUGCAAAAGCUGGGACUGAGGCAUGGAUUGUUGUGUCAGAGGCAAAAGCAACCACAAAGUCAAGAGAGAGACCAGAAACCCAGAGAAGCCCUGGUAGGAGAUGCAGGGACGUAGUCCUUGGGGCACAGGACUCGCUUCAAAGGCAGGGCGUGGAUUUCUGAGCAAAACUGCCUCCUGUUUGUUCCUACCGUGCUCAGGAAUCAGAACUUUGUGUACAUUCUUUGUAAAUAAACAAGAUUGCACCGAAUCAAUUCCUGAUUCUAUAAUCAACUUCUUGUCCUAAUAGAAACAACCCAGCAAGGCCCCAAAUAUUGGUUAAGCACUUAGGCCUGAGGGCAAUAAUAAAAAGGGAUGAGAAUCCCUUAACCUCAUUUUAUGUACAGUUAUAGGUAUCCAUUGCUUUGUGCAGACCCAUUUGUUCCCUUAAUAAUCAGCGCCAAGCAUGUGCCUUUUAGUCACAAAAGUUAACCUGGCAGAAAGGAGCUAUGAUAUCUGGGCUAAGGAGCGACUGGCAAUGAAGGCUGCCUUUGCUGAGUGGUGCCACCUCUUAGAAGGAACUUAACUGAUUCAAUGAACGUGGAAUAUCUCCACAUGGCCCCAAAACUUAAAUCAGCAUCAGAUCUGCUGGUCACUAUUUUUUGCCCGAUUCGAGUUCAUUGUGACUUACUGUCCGGGUGCUAGAAAUGGAAAGAUGGACGUCUUGCCCCACAAGGAUGAAUAUGUUGAAUCACACACAAAGCCUCUUUUGACAGUCCUUAAGCCAGCCAAUUUUCUCAGUGGAACUGUGGACAAGAGCCUAAUGUCCACAUUCAGUCCCUGCUCCUCAUGACACAUUCGCUACCCAGAUCCAUUGCCUUGGACAAUAUGCAGCUAUUCAGUCCAUCUUGUUUCCAAUUGCAGCCUGGUAUCCUCUAUCAUGAAGAGUACAUUUAUGUCCCGAUGCUCUGCCUCGACUCAAAAUGCUGAAACUUUGCCAUGAUACACCGCUCGCUUAUCACGUUGGCCAAACUAAAACAUGGAGCUUGGUUUCAGAACUUCGGGUGGCUGGGUAUGUACUCCUUGUUAAGAAAUACAUUAGCUCUUCCAACUUUUUGCUCCUGAACCAAGAACCCAAGCGUGAAGCCACUUGGCCUCCUCCAGUCCUUGCCCACCCCAUGCCAACCUUGGUUCAUUAUGUCUCUGGACUUGACUGCGGAUCUGCCUUGUUUCCACAUGGUGGUGCUAGUGGUAGUUGAUCUUUGACCAAGAUGGCACACUUUGUAUCUUCACGCAUAGUCCCAUCCACCCUGGAGACAGACCGCCUCUUUUUAAGAUCAUGUCUUCCAGCUCCGCAGACUUCCAACUGGCAUUGUGUUAAUACUCACAAUUUAUUGUCCGGUUCGGGAGCACAUUUUUUGAGCUCCUAGGUGUAGAACUUCUUACCUCAUCUGUAUACUAUCCACAAACUAAUGGACAGCCAGAAUGGGUAAAUCAGAUUCUGGAGCAAUACCUCCACUGCUUCCUAAAUUAUCAUCAGGACAAGUGGGUCUCCCUGCUGCCUUUUGUGGAAAUGGCCUAUAAUAAUUUGGUCUGUGCCUCUACCCAACAGAGCCUGUUCUACACCAACUUCAGCUUCUGCCCCUGUUUCCAUCCAGCAUUAUCAACAGUUUCCCUGGUCCAUGCAGUGGCAGAUCGAGCUACUCAUCUGCACCAUGCAGGAGCUCAUGGAACAUCUGGAAGCCUCCAAAGAGGCCUAUGACAAGCACUCUGCUGAUCAGGGCCAUCAGGCCAUACCUAACUUUACCAGGGGGGAGAGGGUCUGGUUGUCAACCAGAAGCCUCAAAUCAACAGGACUGUCUGCCAAGUUGGACGAUCAAUACAUAGGGCCAUUCAAGAAUCUGGAGCAAGUCAACCUGGUGAGGUUCAAACUGCAGCUAGCAGAGUUAGUGAAAACCCAUCCAGUAUUGCAUGGUGCCUCUUAAUACCUUAUGUAGAAAACCCAUUCCCUGGUCGGUGCAACCUGCAACCACUGCCUGUAACACUCCAAGAGGAAGACCGGGUCUGGCAUAUUCUGGCCUCCAAGUGAGUGCGGGGUAGGCUUUAUUGCCUAGGAGAUUGGGGAGGUUAUGGUCAUGUUGACUGGUCAUGGGAGUCAGCAGAGAAUGUCCAUGCACCAGCUUUACUGCAGGAUUUCCACCAAGCUCAGCCCAAUAGGCCCAGGCCCAGGCCCCUUAGAAGGACCCUAGAGAGAUUUGGGUACGAUUAGGAGUGAGCUCCUUAAGCUGAGGACUAGCCAGCCCAGCCUCCAGGCAGAUCAAUGAGCUGAGCCGGGGUGCAGUAAGGCUGCCUGACUGGCUGAAAGGAGCCAAGAGGCCUGCUUUUAAGGUCAGCAGCAGCAGAUUGUUGGCUACUCAACGCACAUGCCCGCAGCUGUGAUCUCUCCUGUACCUUUCCUCCUCUUAGCCUUGCUUGAUUCUUGCUCCAGUCCUGCUCCUGUCUUGCCCCUGUCCACUCCAGCCCUACUUCGUUCCUGAUUCUGGCUCUGACCCUUGCUUCUGACUCCUGGUUCCUGACUCCAAUCCAGACUCCUGAGGGCUGUUCCUGGCAUCUAACCAGCACUGCUCUGAUCACUAAGCCUGAUUGCCCCUGCCCCAGUCUGUGCACAAGGGAUAGUUAAAUACUAGAAUCAGGUGCCAAGGGAGGUUGUGGAAUCCCUAUCACUGGAGGUUUCUAAGAAUAGGUUAGACAAACACCUGUCAGGGAGGGUUUAGGUUUACUUGGUCCUGCCUCACCAUGGAGAUGGACUAGAUGACCCAUCAAGAUCUCUUCCAGCCCUACAUUUCUAUGACUCCGUUAUUUUUACCCACUAAAGAGCUUUGCAAACAUUUCUCGAAAAUGGACCUGGUUUAGAGGGGAAGUGAAGGCAGCUAUAAAAAACAUGGAAGAAAGGGGAAGUUGAUAGUAAUGAAUAUAAAUCAGAAGCUAUGAACUGUAGAUAAUGUAUAAGGGGUGUGAAGGGGCACAAGGAGAAAUGUAUAGUCAGCAGAAUCCAGGACAAUGAGGAGAAGAUUUUAAAACAUUUUGAAAUAAACUGUUUCACAGGAAAAAGUUGGCUGUUUUUGACUAGCUCUGCAAUUAAUUUAGAACCCAGCGAUGUGUACGAGUAAUUCAGCUUAUUCCCUCCCAUGUGCAUUACUUUGCACUUGUCACUACUGAAUUUCAUCUGCCAUCAUGUUGCCCAUUCACCAGCCUUCCCCCCUACGCUUGACUAACACCAGUAAGUUUCUCUCUUCUGCAAACGGCAUCUCGCUAUUCUCACCCUCCUUCAGAUUGUAAUAUAUACGCUAAACCGUGUUCCGACCACAGAACCCUCUCGAACCCGCUGAAACUGUAAAUCUUUCACAGUGGCAAAGAUUGGCGAUUUAUUUCUACUCUGCUUUUUGUUUCUUACCCAGUUUUUCAUCUGUGACAAUAUAUUGUGU